Molecule: messenger RNA, 1338 nt
Organism: Aspergillus brunneoviolaceus CBS 621.78
Lineage: Eukaryota; Fungi; Ascomycota; Eurotiomycetes; Eurotiales; Aspergillaceae
Product: Zn(II)2Cys6 transcription factor domain-containing protein
Exons: 3
Coding region: 1-1338 (445 amino acids)
Biological process (GO): regulation of DNA-templated transcription
Molecular function (GO): zinc ion binding; DNA-binding transcription factor activity, RNA polymerase II-specific
Source: RefSeq, a predicted model, not a curated record
AUGGGACCUAAGUCACAAAAACCGAAGUCCCGUACUAAGACGGGAUGUUUGAGAUCUUAUGCAUCACGUGACCCAGGCCGACAGCAGGCGAAGAAGUGCAAUGCUCAGAAGCCCCAGUGCAGUUCAUGUGCCAAAGCCGACGUACCAUGCAUCUGGCCUGACGUCCAAGUCCUGGAGAGCAGAGAUCACCGCCGUCGAGACGCUCAGUUUCCAUGUGCAGUGACCCAGAACCCGCCGGGUGGACUUGACGGGGCUUUUGCGGCCAGGGAUCAGCCAGAAGCAAAUAUUCUGCACCAAGCCAUCGGCGUCUUCUUGCCUCUACUGGAUCUACCUACCGCACACUCUGAGUAUGGCAAGGUACGAAACUAUAUUGUCGGGAUUGCAUGCCAUAAUAUUGGCGUGAUGACAGCACUCCUGACUUGUGGUGCUCUUUUCAUGUCGACUGAGGAUGCGCUGUACAGCGCAAGAGCGCUUCCGUAUUACAGCCAGUCUAUUGUCCAUCUUCAGGAGAACCUGAAGCUUGUCCAGCUGGGUAGUGCUUUGGAUGAAGCGACAUUGGAUUUACCUACUGUCAAUGUGAUAUUGCUUUGUUUAGCAGGGUCAUGGGGCAAAGAAGUAUCGGCUGAUCACAGAUGCCAUAUUCUGGAAGCCUGUCGCAUCUUCCAGUUCCGCAUGAAGCACUUGAGCAAAUCGAUCUGCCGAUCCCGAAAUAGUCUUCUCUUCCAGCGUAUCCUAUGCGAAUCCAUCAUCCAUCAAGUCUGCUUAACGCAGAUGACUAUGCCUACACUGGAUGGAUCUGACCUGAAUCUUAUCGAAGAGACUCUAUGGCCUAGUAUCCAACUGGAGCUUGGGUCUCGGAUUUUUAGCAACGAUUCAUGGUCGACAUUGGAGAGUCCCAUUCUGGGGCUUCCCUGGCAAUUACAUAAGCUGGCGUUCGAUGUGAACAACCCUAAAAAUGGCAGUGACCCUGAUCUGAUCACUUUGCUGCUACAUAACUGUGAAGUCUGGAAGCAAGGACUGGGAAAUAUGGCGCUGGGCAGCCAAACAGUUCUCAGAGGCAAACUGCAUCUUUUGGCUUUAGCAGUCCUCCUAUCUUCGCGGCUCUCUGUAAUUCUGGAGACCAAAACCCCGCCGCACACUGUGCGCAGGGUAUCUUUGCAUUUUCAGCAAUUGAACCAGCGACUGCUGAGAGAGGCACGGUCACUUCUGGGAUCUUCCCAUGAAAUGUUGCUGAUGGAUGAUACUUUUCAUGGGAUAUUGGGCCUAGAUAUCCUCAAGAGAGCUAUUCACGACUCUUUUGAAUCUUCAUUGAUCGAGUACCUCCUGCAAACCAAAUGA